Arachis stenosperma is the source of this 3697-nucleotide messenger RNA. RefSeq lists its product as uncharacterized. Bases 259 to 3384 code for a protein of 1041 amino acids. The record is from RefSeq and is a predicted model, not a curated record. The transcript is spliced from 15 exons. Gene Ontology annotation, molecular function: phosphatidylinositol binding. Lineage: Eukaryota; Viridiplantae; Streptophyta; Magnoliopsida; Fabales; Fabaceae.
UCAAACACAGGUCACAAAACAGAUUAGAUUAUUAAGUAUCAACACACUUUUCCACAAAUAAAAUUUUCCAGGUGUUAUUGUUUCGCUUCCAAUUUGAAGAAACAAUCAAAUAUCAAACCGAACAACACACACAACAGAGCACAAAACAAAGACCUAGGAAAGGUUGUUCUUGUUCCUGUUUGAUUCUGUGUCUUCUGAGACUUCAAAUUUUCGGAGUCUUAAGAAGGCACACAAAACUGAAAAGAAAGAGAAAGAACAAUGAAGAAGCCCAUGGAGACUCUCUCUGAUCUGAUACAUGAGUUCAAGCUUCGCACUAUUUGGUGGUCCCUUUGUAUAUUCGCUGUUUCCUAUUUCUUAACUCAUACAAGUAAAUCAAUGUGGAUGAAUGUACCUAUGUCAAUUUUAUUAGUUUCUGCGCUGCGCAUUCUUUUCAAUAAUGUGGAAUUCCGAUGGAAGGUUCAACAGCCUGUAUCACAAACUUACCUAUCUCAUUUAGAGAAAAAACAGUUGUCGCCAAAUGAUUCCCGCCUCUCUACUCCGCCUCCCCCUACUAAAUGGAAGAGGAAAAUUGAUUCUUCUGCCGUGGAGGCUGCCAUGGGUGAUUUGAUCGAUAAGAUAUUGAAGGAUUUCGUGGUUGAUUUGUGGUAUUCGGAAAUUACUCCAGACAAGGAGUUUCCCGAGCAGAUACGUGCAAUAAUAAUGGAUGUUCUUGGUGAAAUAUCAGGAAGGGUUAAAGAGAUCAACCUUGUCGAUUUGCUGACAAGGGACAUAGUUGACUUAGUAGGUGAUCACAUAGACCUUUUCAGAAGAAAUCAAGCUGCUAUAGGCGUAGAUGUUAUGAGAACGUUAUCUUCUGAGGAGAGGGAUGAGAGAUUGAAAUUCCAUUUGUUGAAUUCUAAAGAGCUACACCCAGCAUUGAUAUCUCCAGAGAGUGAGUACAAGGUUCUUCAGCGACUGAUGAGUGCUGUUUUAGCCAUAGUACUAAGACAACGAGAAGCUCAGUGUCCUGUAGUUCGUUCUAUAGCUCGGGAACUUUUAACUUGCUUGGUUAUGCAACCUAUUAUGAAUUUAGCAAGCCCCGGGUAUAUAAAUGAGCUUAUUGAAUCUCUUCUACUUCUCCUUAAUGAUGAUGUUACAAAAUCAAUGGCUGGUAAUCAGCCAACAAAUGUAGCAAGUCAUCAACGUGGUCAUUCUACCCCUAAUGAGGGCGGCCAUGACAAUCUCACGGCAUCUAAGCAAUCUCCAUUAUUAAACCAAGUAACUGAGAUGGCCUUGGUUAAAAUGAGUCAUCAAGGAGAGACAUCGUUGCAGCAUAAAAUACACCACGAAGAAUCUUCUCAGGUCAAGCCUGCUGAUUGGGCACGGAAAUUGGAGGUUGUAACUCAGAGGAGAACUGAAAUUCUUAUGCCUGAGAAUCUUGAGAACAUGUGGACAAAAGGAAGAAAUUACAAAAAGAAAGAAAACAAAAUAACCAAAGCCGGCUUUCAGGAUCUUUCUGUCAAAAGUUCAGCUACGGACAGUUCGCUGCCUCAUAGAACAUUGAUUCAGGAAACAUCAGUGAGUAAACCUGGACAGUUUUCACCUGCAGAAGCAAAGAUUUCGUUGCCGCCAAAGCCUGCCUUGGGUUCAGAUCCCCUUCAAAAUGUUGGAGGCACAGAUAGAUCACAAUAUCCUCAGGACUCUGGCAAGCAAUUAACUUUUGAGGACAAGCUGCAAGUUGAUACGAUGAAGGGCAUCACGGAUCUUGUUUCCAAUGGGUAUAAAAGUAACCUGAAGAGAUCUAACAGUGCUUCUUCCUUGGCAAUCCAACCUAAUAAAGGAGGCUCCAUAAUUUCAGAGUUCUACACUCCUGAAUUCGGGAGGCAUAGUGAAUUUCGUGGGAAGAGUUCUUCUGACAUGAUUGUUAGAAGAGAGGGGCCACUUAUUCCUAAGCUCAGGUGCCGGGUUAUUGGAGCAUAUUUUGAGAAACUUGGGUCCACAAGCUUUGCUGUCUAUUCAAUUGCAGUGACUGAUGCACAAAAUAGGACUUGGUUUGUUAAAAGAAGAUAUAGGAAUUUUGAACGACUACAUCGACAUCUAAAAGAUAUUCCCAAUUAUACAUUACAUUUGCCUCCAAAAAGGAUAUUUUCGUCAAGCACAGAUGAUGCCUUUGUACAUCAACGUUGCAUUCAGCUUGACAGAUAUCUCCAGGAUCUUCUGUCAAUAGCUAAUGUUGCUGAGCAACAUGAAGUAUGGGACUUUUUCAGUGUUUCCUCAAAGAACUACUCUUUUGGGAAAUCUUCUUCAGUGAUGAAAACAUUGGCAGUCAAUGUAGAUGAUGCUGUGGAUGAUAUAGUACGCCAGUUCAGAGGGGUUUCAGAUGGUUUAAUGAAGAAGGUUGUUGGUUCAUCAUCCCCCAUGAAUGAAGGUUAUUCUACGUAUACCACCGGGAGCAUGCCCUGGAAUGCCGAUGAAAUGGAUAAAAGUAUUUCACAGCAAAGCAAUGCAGAAAGUGUGUUAAGCUCCGAUAACGAGGAAAGUCUAAAGAACAGUAAUUAUGGCAGUGAGAAUAUUGACAGGGAAGUAGCCCAAGAUAGUGGGUGGCAUUCUGACAAUGAAGUGAUCUCACAGGAUUACCUGUCACGAAUAACAAACCCUGCCGAAGAGCCUGGGAACUUGGAUUUGGAUAGAAAGCAUGAUGUGAUGGUGGAAUCCAGGGUUGGCAAUGAUGUUCCAGUUACAAAUUUCACUCUAAUUCAAGAUAGUUCGGAGGAUCCAGUUGGAAUGCCACCAGAGUGGGCCCCCCCAAAUGUCAGUGUCCCUAUUUUGAAUUUGGUUGACAAGAUAUUUCAGCUCAAGAAAAGAGGCUGGCUAAGAAGACAGGUCUUUUGGAUAUCUAAGCAGAUAUUACAGUUGGUGAUGGAAGAUGCUAUUGAUGACUGGCUCCUGAGACAGAUUAAUUGGCUUCGGAGAGAGGACACGGUGGAACAAGGGAUUAGAUGGAUCCACGAUAUACUAUGGCCUGGUGGUACCUUCUUUUUAAGAGUAGAGGCUCCUCAGAUAUUUAGUAGUGGAAUUGAUCAAAAGCCUUCUCAAACAACAAACAGAUAUGGUGGAAGCAAGAUCUCAAAAUCUGGUUCUGGUUCUUUUGAGCAAGAGCUCGAGGCUUCUCGAAGAGCAAACGAUGUCAAGAAACUAUUGUUUGAUGGUGCUCCAACAACUUUAGUCAGUUUAAUCGGGCCGAAGCAGUAUAGACGAUGCGCCAGGGAUAUAUACUUCUUUACUCAGUCUUCUAUAUGUGUGAGGCAACUUGCUUAUGCAAUCCUGGAACUUGUACUGAUCUCUGUCUUCCCCGAGAUGCGGAACGUUGUCCAAAGUGUUCAUGAGAGCAUGCAUGUUCAAUAAUCAUUAUAGAGUUUCCAUAUCACCUGCGGCAUUUGUUGUCUGCAUAUGUUGUAAUAUGAAAUGAAAUUUUGGCGAGACAACUUCUUUGGAUGUCUGGUGCCAUUGAUUUAUAUGGCUUUGUUUGGUGAUGUCCGUUGCAGAUGCAGGAACAGGAGCCUUGGAUGGUAUUUUUCCGGGGAAUGUUUUUGCAUCUGUUUUCCAACUGUACAAAAACUUAGAUUUAGGGUGCUGUACAUAAAACAAUCGUUUUAUCACUUUUAUGAAUCCAUUAUGAUUUUGUCAAGGUAUACCCCAUUUUCAUGGGGAUUUUGUA